Molecule: messenger RNA, 2364 nt
Organism: Rhodamnia argentea
Lineage: Eukaryota; Viridiplantae; Streptophyta; Magnoliopsida; Myrtales; Myrtaceae
Product: protein root UVB sensitive 6
Exons: 13
Coding region: 182-1732 (516 amino acids)
Source: RefSeq, a predicted model, not a curated record
CUCUUCUCUGCGUAGGUCACCACCUCCCCUCCCCUCCCUUUGCUUCCACCGCCAUUCCUUCUCUUCGUUAACAUCGAAGAGCUUUCUCUCUCUAACUCCUUCUCUCUCUCUCUCUCUAUCAGUAUUUAUACCCCUUCCUCUGCCUCUCGCCAUCUCGCGCCCAACAUUCUCUUCCCGACUGAUGGCUCCCAUGAAGAUCAAGAGGCCCCCCGGCUCUCCUUCCCAGACCCUCGCUUCCUCGCAGGAGGCGAGGCUCCUCGUCCGCGAGACCCUCCGGAUCAGCGCCAAUCUCGCCUCCGCCCCUCCCGGCCCUCCUCCUCCGCCUCCUCCCCUGGUUGCCGCGGAGUCGAGCCGCGAGCCGGGGCCCCAGGCGGCCGCGUUCGGGGUCGGGGGCGAGCAAUUCGUCGACUCCAGCAUGCGGUUGAUCUGCUGCGAGGUGGUGGACGGCCGCAGGUGGCAGUACGUCGCCGAGAACGAGGCGUCCGUCUCCGGGAGGUUCAAGAAGGGUUCGUUCCGCGCCAUCAGCUUGCAGUCUCCUCAAUCGCCGGCUGACGAGCUCAUGUCAUUUGUAAGAUCCUAUGUCGUCCCCGAAGGUUUUCCCGAUAGUGUCACCCCCUCAUAUGUGCCAUACAUGACAUGGAGGGCGUUAAAGCACUUCUUUGGUGGAGCAAUGGGAGUUUUCACUACACAGACACUUUUGAAUUCUGUUGGAAUUUCACAAAGGAGAGCUACUUCUGGGGCCGUUGCUAUUAACUGGAUUCUCAAGGACGGUGCUGGACGUGUUGGGAAGAUGCUUUUUGCAAGGCAAGGAAAGAAGUUCGAUUAUGAUCUAAAACAGUUGCGCAUUUCGGGGGAUCUUCUUAUGGAAUUAGGUGCUGCGUUGGAGUUGGCAACUGCAGCUGUGCCUCAUCUAUUUCUUCCUUUGGCAUGUGUUGCCAAUGUGGCCAAGAAUGUAGCUGCGGUAACAUCAACAUCUACCCGGACACCAAUUUACAAAGCUUUUGCUAGAGGAGAAAACAUCGGAGAUGUUACUGCAAAGGGAGAAUGUGUUGGCAAUCUUGCAGAUUUGUUAGGAACUGGCUUGAGCAUUAUGAUCUCCAAGAGGAAUCCCUCCUUGGUUAGAACAUUUGCUCUUUUAUCAUGUGGAUAUAUCUUCAGCUCCUACCAGGAGGUGAAGUCUGUAGUUCUGCAUACGUUGAACCGUGCAAGAUUCAGUGUGGCUGUGGAUUCGUUCCUGAAGACAGGUCAAGUCCCAUCUUUGCGAGAAGGGAACAUGAAAGAAAAAAUAUUUAUGUUUCCAUGGUUGAAAGAGAGACCUAUUGUUCUUGGACCAAGAUUCAAGGAUGCCUUUCAGGAUGCAGUUGCAUAUCUGGCUGUAGCACCUUUCUUUGAGCAAGAAAAAUAUAUCGUCACUUACAAUCCCGCAAAGGGUAAAGUGUUUGCAUUGCUGAAGGAUAAGUCGAAGCCUGACGACGUUCUUAAGGCAGCCUACCAUGCUCAUGUACUUCUGCAUUUCCUACAAUCAUCAAACAAAGGCCGGUCAUCUUCUGGGUCACCACAAGAACCAAAUUACUCAUACCAUGAAUUAUCAACUGCUAACCUUGAGGAUCGCAUUGCCGAGUCUUGUGAAAUGGUGUCAGCCUCUUAUGGGCAUUUUAAGAGUAAAGCGGCAGAACAGGGGUGGGUGAUGUCUGAAUCACUUCUUAAUCCCGGUCGUGCUCGGUUGUGUUGAGAAAAUUAACAGCAUAAGAUUCAAUGACUCAGUUGACUUUUGUCCUCUUCUCACAUAUGGAGGGCUUUGAAGGUCUAAGUCCAGAUCUUGAGCAUCUUCUACACGGGUCCCACUGUCAAAUAACAGCAAUUAUGGAUGGAUGAUACAAACAAGCUGUUAGCAAAGGGGCUGUCUGCCAAGCCUAUUGGUGAUGGCUCCUAUUUAGCGGUCAAAAUCCCGAGUAACACAUUUCUAAUGGAGUGUCUGCGCUCAAUCAUGCGGAUGCGACCCUGCAAGAUGGAAAUAUUGAGGUCCAAAAAAGUAGCUGUACCAUAGUACUUUUUUUGUCUGGGUGACAGGGUGACAUCACAGGGCAGGUUCUCUCUCUCUCUCUCUCUCUCUCUCUCUCUCUCUCUCUCUCUCCAAGUUGGAAAGAAAAAUUUUGAAUGGGUCACUGGCUCUUUUCUUUUGUUUUUUUCAUUCUGUCCUUCAGUGGCAUUCCGAUGUUUCUUCCACUCCGACGUUGUAUCUUCUUUUUCUGGUUUUCUCUCAUAUUUAUAGCUUUUGUGCGUUGUAUCGCCGGAUCUCUCAAGUCUGUGUGAGACUUUGCUUUAUAUUUCGGUAUAUAUGAAGGUCUAAAGCGUUUAACAAAA